This is a messenger RNA of Pseudo-nitzschia multistriata, 1543 nucleotides long. Lineage: Eukaryota; Bacillariophyta; Bacillariophyceae; Bacillariales; Bacillariaceae. The record is from the annotation of a GenBank genome assembly.
AAUAUGUUGAAAUUGGUGAAAUGAAGCGCACGGACCAGUGCACCAAAAAUUAGCCUUGCUUUCUCCGCAAUGAUGGCAAAAUGUUGGCAAGAGGUGAUGGAAUGGAACUCUGUGCAGCGAAUUCUUCUCGAUUAACCGCUGUAUAUCACCGGACCAUACUCGGUAUCACUGAAGACUUUCGCCACGAAGUUGCAUGGUGCGUCUCGCAAAAAAUACUGGACAGGCUAUGGGAUGAGGAUGGCGCAACAUCAGCGGGCGAAUGCGAGAAAGCCAGCCAAAAUGCAAGACCGGCAUUCAUCAAUGCUUCCGCAGAAAAUUCUCCUGUGCGUAUUUUAUUGUGUUGCCAGGGAUGUGGCUUUCGCCUACACCCCGGAUGGGGAGGAACCACCCUUCGGAUUCAACGACCAAAAAUCCCAUGCUCCAGCUCAGCCAAGAAGACCCUUCGACGGCGAGAGCAGCGGAGACGAAGAAAGGCAACUCGAGCCGAAGAAUCGAGAUCGAAGGACCACAACAGGAGACGGUUUCUAGCGGUUGCUCCCAGCAGCACCGUUGAGUCGACUGGUCUUGAGAUAGGUGUGAUUUUGCGCGAUGAUUCAAGCAUCAGUCGAUUGGAUCGCAACCAUCUAGUGUUGACAUGUGGCAAUUGUCAACACAAGACAUACUUGAAGGGCUUGCGACGAGAAUUGGAAAACGCCMAUGCAGGCUUUGCCAAGUCUGCACUGCAAAGUUCUGUUGCAACUCAGAGCCAGAAAGGACCGGGAAAAGCGCCCGCUGCUGCGUGCGUGCGCCCGCAUGACCUAGGUCAAAGCUUUGAACUCGUUCCAAAACUCGAACGAAAUCCCUCUGCAUGCAUUGCAUCGGCCAGCAAAACUUCCAGGAUAAGUGCGAAUGCAACUUCAUCUACUCUUUCGCUUUUGGAACAGAAAGGUGGCCGUAAAAAGAAGAGAAAGAAAUCGGGAUCUAAUCCGACUAACCAGAAAUCGGGGAACCUCCUCAGUUUCUUGUCAUCUUUAAAUGAUCACUAGUUCAAGUCAAAGGUAAGAACAUCGAUGGAACCAAGGAAUCCUCAAAUCACUUUCAUCCAAUGAACGAAUCGAAGUGAAGAACACUAUUCUUUCCCCGUCAUAUCGAUACAUGCAGACACUUGAAAGGCCCUGUCCCUUUAGCCAGUGGACUACCUAGGGUAAAUUCGGAUCGGUUUAUUUGUUCAUUACGAGAGUAUUGUGACUCCCUACGCUUGCUUGCUGUGCUAUUCCUGGCAAUAUUGAGCUUAUCACUAUCUUUCUAUCCAAUUUGUCUCUCUCUUUCAUGAUACAGACAAGUUAUUAAUCGGAAAUCUCAUCCCUGAUUGGGAAAAACUGUCAGUCGAUAGUCACGGUGUAUCAAACAGCAGAUAUCAAAUAUUGAAUAUUAUCCUAUUAAUCUGUUCCUAAAUCCGAUUUGGUUAUUUACUUUGCUCUCCCAAGUAUUGGUGUCUUCAAUAUCAUUGUCUUUUAGUAGUUGCACAUGUUUUUUUUGCAACUAAUAACAAUUCAAGGAUCCG